UUGUAAACAGAAGGACGUUCCGCCUCCAGGAGACAACGAGCAGAAAACAUGACCAAACUGGAGCUGCUGAACGCGUUUCUGAACGACAGGUUGACUGCGGCCGCCGACGAGAUUUUCCGUGCCGUGAAGAGCACGGUGGCGGAGUAUCAGAGCGAAAUCCUGCGCUCCAAGGAGGAGAACGAGCGGCUCAAGCGGCUCCUGAACGUCGCUGUCCAGCGGCUCCUGCUGCAGUCAGAGCCUCACUCUGACCAGCCCCAAGAGGACGCUCAGCCCCAAGAGGAUCCUCAGCCCCACGAGUCCGAGUGGAGACGUGGCGUGGAGCUGCUGCCGCAGAUCAAAGAAGAACCACACCUCAAAAACUGUCCGGCGGAUUGUUCGCAAGAAGCAAGCGACUCGGAGGAGGGAAGCUGUAGUCGCGUGGAGCCACCGCAGAGGUCACAUCCGCCGCUGGCACCAACAGCAUGCGGCAGACAGAGUGUGUCCCCAACUCCACUAAAAGCGCAGGAGGUGAAGGCAGAGAGCGACGGGGAGGCCCACAGCUCACCGCCCUCUGUGACUGUUCAUCCAAACUGCAGAGCCGCUCAGGGUGAUGCUCGAGGCGGCACCGCAAAGAGUCACAGGACACCGAGGACGGAGCAGCAGGCGAGAGGGUUCCUGCGCUCAAACGGCAAGAACAGCACACACAUACUGCAGAUCAAGAACGUCAGAUCCCUGAAGCCGCCGCCUUCUCGCUCCUCUCACCCGAGCCAGAGCAUCCAGAGGUGGCACAGCUGCAAGGAGUGUGGGAAGGGCUUCAGCUUCGCCUGCCAGCUGGAGGUCCACAUGCGCUGGCACACCAAGGAGAAGCCGUACAGCUGCGCGGUGUGCCGGAAGAGCUUCACAACAGUCAGCAUGCUCAAGAGGCACCACCGGAUCCACACGGGGGAGAAGCCCUUCCGCUGCCACGUCUGUGGGAAAUGCUUCAACCAGUCGGCGCACCUCAACACCCACUUCCGGCUGCACACCAGAGAGCGGGCUGGCUGGAGCCGAGCGCCGCUCCCCAAGUGAACAAAGACUGGAGACAUGUGUGAACUCUAAAAGGCUUUAACCGGCCAAAUGUCAGCUGCAAACCGUGUACAAUGAUGGUGUUUGACUGUGUGUCUUGUCCCUUGUACAAUAAAGCGUGGUAUGUUACCAGUUAGGCUCCACUGAUUGGGCUGUUGGACACACUCGAAGGAAUUAAAGGGACACUUUAGGGAAACCUUUGAACUGCAGUUCAUAUCUUAGAUGUGCAGACAUUUAGACAAAGUGUAGGUUAUUUAGAGCUUGAAACGAGAACAAAUGCGCCCACCAUGUCAAUUGUGAUUGCAACUUUUGGGAGUUUUUCCUUAUCCGAUGUGAGGUCCUGGGACAGGGAUGUCAUAUGUGUACAGAUUGUAAAGCCACUGAGGCUAAUUUGUGAUUUUGGGCUAUACAAAAUAAACUGAAUUUAAUUUAAUUGAACUAGUGACUGUGUUGACAAGGAAGAGAGCCCUGACUGGCUUCCUCAAAGAGGAAGUUGGUGGGAGGCGAUGGCAAUGGCAGCGGUAGUUCAUAUUCAUGUGUGUGUGGGUUUUGGGUCAAAUAAACUACAGUGUGUGUG
Molecule: messenger RNA, 1621 nt
Organism: Cyclopterus lumpus (lumpfish)
Lineage: Eukaryota; Metazoa; Chordata; Actinopteri; Perciformes; Cyclopteridae
Product: zinc finger protein 112-like
Exons: 2
Coding region: 49-1047 (332 amino acids)
Biological process (GO): regulation of transcription by RNA polymerase II
Cellular component (GO): nucleus
Molecular function (GO): RNA polymerase II cis-regulatory region sequence-specific DNA binding; DNA-binding transcription factor activity, RNA polymerase II-specific
Source: RefSeq, a predicted model, not a curated record